AUGAGGGAAUAUGGGAGGGGGUUAAACGCAAAUGACGCAUCACCUCCAAGGAGUGGUGGUACUCUUCUAGCUCCACUGCGGCUUACACAACAACAACAAGAGCAAAGACAGCCAUCCGAAGUCGUUCCUUCAACGCAGCAUCUCACUUCAUCCGGCGAGGGUCUACAGCAGGUGCGCAUGAAAAUGGGAGCAAAGCCGUUGCAGCCCAUUGGUGGUACGAUGGCGGCUGGAGCGGGGUCGCACCGUGCGGGUCAGGCCAUGACAGAGCACGUGCCAUUGAAUAGUGCGUUCACGCAUUUAUCUGAAUCCAAAGCGAUAAACCCAUCCAAUUCAUCGUCACACUCUCCACUGCAGUCAUUUGAACCCCAGGAGGACAGAAACGACACAAUGCAUUCUACCGGGCAGUUGAAACAAGCACCGUUCUUUCCAACUCGGUUGGAAGAGUCGCGGGGAGCCGCACUGGAACUUUCAAUCCCACGGACGCGGCAGACCGUUGUGUUUGUGGAGGGCUCAAUUUGUCCACAAACACCGCCAGAGACUGCAAACAGCAGGGAACCUAAACCACAGCUCUCCCAUGAACAGGAGCAAAAAAUAAAUGCGAACAGCUCUAUCUCUGGAUGGGGUGCGAAUUAUUCCCCCCUGUUAUCAGAGGCUAAUAACACGUCUUUACCUCUCAAUGAUGUAUGUAGCGUCUCCAACCACACGGUGGGAGGGAGUAGAACUCUCCCUGUGACAUGGUCAGAGCCUCAAAUAAACGAAAACCCUCCAAAAAGAGCCGCCUCGAUUAAGAAGUUGGGGGAUAUCAACUUGUCAGCCUUUACACAGUGGUGCAGUGAGAAUUUACUGGAUCCUAACGGGCUAACGGAAAGACGCCUUGGGCGGAGGAGGAGCAGGAGAUGGAUAUCCGGCACGUGGGAUCUCGUGAGUGCGACAACGGUACGGUCGCGUAAAACAAAGGGCAGUUCAGCUUCGAUGGGAGGUGCAACGAAACAAACGACCUGCAAUGGGUCGAUCGGGGGAAUAUUCACACCUGAAGAUUCCACGCUAAAAAUAACACCAAAAGAAACACGUGAAGGACUCAAUCGACGCCUCAAGAAGGAUGCACAGUCCCUUUAUUCAUUGGAACUUCCCACAUUUGAUGAAGAGACGGGGACUUUGGGAGAUGCAUGCGUUUUUCCCCGAUCCCUUGCAGUGGAUGUUGCCGUUGAGCAUGUUAUAAGACAGGAACGUGGGGAAUUGCGAACUAAAGCGACAGGUGUGGGUAUCCUUCGCUUCCUUAAGGAGUUUGAGGAGAGCCGCGAGAUUAUUUAUUUGUACUUUUGGUAUGCGAUUGCCCACAUACGUCGGAUAAAGUCGGAGAAAAUGCUCAUUGGUCGUUACAUUAAUUUGGAGCGUAUCAUUCGUGGGGCCUUUCCCCGUUACAAGGCGGAAAUACCAACCAUUAAACAAAUUGGAUGUAUUCUGGCGAAGCACGCCCCAACUGAUGAGAGCAUUACCGAAAAUAACUCAGCGGCAGCGGCGCGGGAGGAAGUGGAAGUAGAGGAAGCGGUGCCACCGUUUUUUCCCGCCAUCUCCAACGGGCAUUCACACGGUGGUCCCGGCUCUAUUGUUAAUGAGGAAAGUGGAUGCACUGCACUCGUUUCUCAGUAUCCAAAGAAAAACCGUUCAAGAAUAGGCAGUUGUGGCGGCGACACCGUCCACGCUUUUGAUGAGGCUGCGGAUAAAUCAUUACUGCAAGACCCGACGAUUAUUUGUCUUUGUAACGAAGCCAUAAACGCCUUUACGGUCGUACAAACGGAAGUGUAUGAACUUGCUGAAUUUGCACAACGUUGUUUUCAUCGUCUUGCAGUAUUAUUUGGUCAGGCCUUUGAGCGACUGGCGGAGGAAAAAGAUGAAGUGCUAACGGCCUUUACGUUUAUAGUACCACAUGUCGUGUAUUAUGUAUUUGUUUAUUGUUUUCCAAAUGAUGUUGUGGCGGGCAUUUUUAAUGCUGCCUUGCGGAUGAAUUUGUACCGUAUCUUUUAUUUCUGGUGUAGUGGACUGGUGGCUACAUACGUGCGGGUGAAUGGAUGGCCGAAACCGCUUACGGACGGAAAAAAAGGUCUAUUGAAAUGUAUUGGACAACAAGCCGGAUCUCCAACUUUAUCCCAGUCGACAGCAUCAGCUAUAUCCCCUAUAUCACCCAAACUUAGAGGAAGUGCGUUUAUUGCUCAAGGGGAAUCGAAUAGUCAAGUCGUGGUUGCAGCCAUUGGAAACUCCAAAAGUCCGUCAUCGCCCACUGCGACGGGUGAGGAACGCCUAGAGGCACUAGCAGAUGAUACCUUUGAGGAAGUGGAUGUGGAAGUUGCGAAUGGACACUAUCGUAUAGCGCUUGAGUUUAAGAAGUACGCGAAGCAUGUCAACUACCUUCUGCAGGAGUUGCAGAAACGCACAGAAGACAUGCAUCGGGAGGCGGCUCAUAGUUCACCGAUACUGACACCUACAGAUAUGGAAAACACCUCCAUGGGGGGAAUGGCUCAGCCGGAUCGAUUUUUUAACAAAUUGCCAUCCGUUCUGAUGAGUGCUAGUCCCCAGCUCCGAACUGUUUCUUGGAAUGGCGGUUCUUCGAAGAACAAAAUGCCUGAGACGCGUCGAUUGCCAAGUAAGCCGACUUUGCUUAUUCCCAGUAAUAAUUAUAAUGCCGCGGGCAAUUAUGAUGAUGUUGUGUUGCCUGCCAUUUCGCAGGCGAACGGUGCUGUCAAGAGGACAAGGGCACCACCAGUCAACAAUGACUGUAUUCUUUCUGGGUUCCCACUUGACCACACGGCCAUUCAUGUGAAACAGUACAUGAUGCGACCGACGGGAGUAGCCCCGGCGGAGGUGCCUCUUCCGCCAUUAAACGUUCCUUCGACGGAGGGCACAAACUGUAACGAGGCCGCGUCGCCUCAUGCAGAUAAGCAUCACACUUUACCGAGCUUGCGGACCGUCAAAGUUCCUUUGCCCGUAGCCUCUCCAUUCUUCCAACACUACUCAAGCAAACGGCUCGCUACAAAUGCGGCGGGGAUCAACGAAAAAUCGUUUCGUCGAAAAUCGACGCGACGCGACAAGCCUCAUCCUUUCUUUUCCGAGUGUGUCGUACCCACCGCAAUGGGUUCGCCCAGUAGUUCCAUCUCCCAUGCAACAGCAACACGAAAUUCUGUAAGAACCUCGUCCUCAUCGACACUGGCGCCGUCUAUAUCACAGAAACGUGAUGUAGGUGCCAAGAACACGACGAAUUCCCUGAUGCUUCCACACGUUAGAAGGAAAGCGAUUAACGUGAUGCUCAUUCCGCCCUCCGAUGCUCAACUACGGCCGCUAAAGUUCAAAAGCCUGACAAAAGAAGUGACACGACGACAGUUGGAAAUUGAACGACAAAUGGAUCGCCUCUCGGGGCGCGAGCAGAUUCUUCGCCGGAAGUAUGAUGCUGAAACCCAGCAAGGCUCCCGUCGUGUCCACCAGCUUCUGUCGGAAUGUCACUCAGACAAUCAGAAAAUUGAGGCGUACGCGGGUUUUCUCAGCGAUAAGAGGAAAAAGAAUGAGGGCAUUAUGGGACGCAAACAGAAACUCCCUCUGGAAAGGAUUAAACGAUGA
Messenger RNA from Trypanosoma cruzi, 3609 nucleotides. RefSeq lists its product as uncharacterized. The transcript has a single exon. The coding region runs from base 1 to 3609 and encodes 1202 amino acids. The record is from RefSeq and is a predicted model, not a curated record. Lineage: Eukaryota; Euglenozoa; Kinetoplastea; Trypanosomatida; Trypanosomatidae.